Molecule: messenger RNA, 1775 nt
Organism: Aegilops tauschii subsp. strangulata
Lineage: Eukaryota; Viridiplantae; Streptophyta; Magnoliopsida; Poales; Poaceae
Source: RefSeq, a predicted model, not a curated record
CUUCCGGCACCAUGUCCAUGCCGUCUCCUUCCGGCACCAAGCGUUUCCUUCUCCUUCGUCGCUGACCCCCUGACCCCUCCUCCAUCUCCGUCUCCCUAGUGCAGACCUUCCUCCUGCCCCGGCAUGGGCAUGGCGGCCACGAGGCUCACGGACGACCUCCUCGUGGAGAUCCUCGCGCGCGUGCCCGCCAAAUCGCUCGCCCGUUUCAAGUGCGUCUCCAAGCACUGGCUGGGCCUCACCUUCGACCGCAGCCACCGCAGGAGGCUCCCCCAGACACUGUCCGGCUUCUUCUACAGCAGCGCCGGCGAGGAGUGCUUCCUGGAGUCACCUGUCCACUUCACCAGCGUCGAGGGCAGCCGCCGCCCUCUGGUCCGCACCUCUUCCGCGUUCCUCCCCAGCCACCGGCGCGUCGACCUCCUGGACUGCUGCAACGGCCUCCUCCUCUGCCGCUGGUACGAAGUCUCUGCCCGUGCCGACGAGUUCCGUUACGUCGUGUGCAACCCCGCGACGGAGAAGUGGGUCGUCUUGCCGGACUCUGGCCAGGCGGGCGAGGUGGGCGCCGCUCGUCUGGGCUUCGACCAGGCGUCGCCGCACUUCCAUGUGUUUGAGUUGGUGGAGCAGGAAUUUUUUUCGCCGGACUUCCCUGUCUACCUCAUCGGAGUGCAGGUGUAUUCUUCUGAAUCCGGGAGAUGGGUUCAUAAUGAGAAGGCAUGGGAUGAGCAUAUUAGGCUCGCCAAUCGCCAGUCGGCGACUGUCUUCCUUAACGGCCAUCUGCAUUUUCACACCUAUGACGGCGAGUCACGCCAGUGUCUAGCCGCGGUGGACACGGAGGGGGAAACAUGGACGGACUUCCGCGCCCCUGGCGGUCUAGAUGGUGGUCAUAUUCAGCAGUCACAGGGUCGCCUGCAUUAUGCCAAUUUUCAUCAAGAUGAAGAUGCCCGUGUGGUUCGACUAGUAGUUCAUGUUCUCGAGGACUACGACAGCAAAGAAUGGAUAUUGAAGCAUAGCGUUGAAACUUCAUAUUUAUCUGGAGGGACACAUGUUCUUGACCUUAAUGUGGACUUCCAUUUGAUUGCAGUUCAUCCGGAAUGUAACUUGAUCUUUUUUACUGCGGGUUGGGAUACCACCUUCAUGUGCUAUAAUAUGGAUAGUCGGCGGGUCAAAGUGAUCUGCAAUCUUGAAGAUGGCAAGCCGCCAUAUCUGCCGUAUGUGCCAUUGUACACAGAGUUACCAUCACUGCACACAUGAUAUCAAUAUCACACUUCUGAUGCCUUGAUAAGAAGUGCAUCUUCGACAGGAGUCGAUUGCUGCCGUGGCUUGGUAUGUCUGUUUCAAUUGGUUCUUGUUUUCUCUAACUUGGAUAGUAAAGUGAGGUUCCAAUUCUUGCCAACCUUAGUAUGUCUGUUUGAAUUGGUUCAUGUUUUCUGUAAGCAACUGAAUUUCGUAGACUUGCCUGAAAGACUAAAAGUUGUAAUGCUGCCCUGAUUCUAGGAUUUGUAGCUGGUGAUGCAGUCAGUUUCAUGCGGGACUUAUUUCCUGACGGGUGCAUGCUUUUGCCUUCUGAUUUUGAAGCCGUGGUGGUUCAUUAUGUUUGCUGAUUUCUUUGAGUCAUUCGAAGUUUCUGUUGUUUGUACUUGUUUCUACUACAUACCAAUAGUUUCUGGGCACUGCUACUCAACUAUUUUGGUUGACUUUGUAAACAUUUGGUGAAAGGCCUGAAUCAAUGAUUGCCCACGGGGGAAGUAGAAGCAUUUCAUUGACAAAGACCUAGUAAA